Messenger RNA from Melozone crissalis (California towhee), 4156 nucleotides. It is a transcript of the gene FAM161B, whose product is annotated as FAM161 centrosomal protein B. The coding region runs from base 177 to 1844 and encodes 555 amino acids. The record is from RefSeq and is a predicted model, not a curated record. NCBI's taxonomy places the organism in Eukaryota, Metazoa, Chordata, Aves, Passeriformes, Passerellidae. Gene Ontology annotation, cellular component: cilium. Gene Ontology annotation, biological process: cilium organization. The transcript is spliced from 8 exons.
ACAGGAGGGGCCCCGGCCGCGGCGCUCCCGGGCGGAGAGGCGGGGUCGCAACCCCAGAACCCGCUCUGCCCGAUUCCUCUCGUUUUUUCCAGGUUACGCGACGUCCCCGCAGGCUGUAACGCGCCGACUCCUGCGUUUCCCGCCGCCGGGCAAGGAGCUGGGAGCAUCCUAUCGGGAUGGGGGGCCGGCGGUCUCCGUUAGAACCGGGCGUACCGUGCCAGGCAGAGUUAUGGGGUGACCUCGGGGUGUUCGAAGAAGAUGAGGAGCUGGAGGGUUUCAGGAGGGAGGCGGAAGUUCUGCGUGAGAAGCUGAGGGAGGCUCUCAGUCACACAUCUGGUAACAUAAGGCAGUCCAGUUCUUUGACCGACCUCACCUCAGACAGUUCCUGGGAUCAGCAAAAGCCUCACUUGUUUCCUAAGUCCCGCUUGAGGCCAAAAAGCGCUUCAUCUCCCUGGAUUCCUUCCAUCACCAUCCCUCAGCCUUUCAAAAUGACCCUGCGGGAAGCUCGCAGAAAGUCCGAGUUGCUGAAGUCAUACAUGUUCCUUGAACUAGACACACACAGAGACAAAAGGCAAAGCCAGGAUGAAGCUGAAUGUCAGAAACAAUUCCGGGCACAGCCUGUACCUGCCCAUGUGUUUCUGCCCCUUUAUCAGGAAAUAAUGGAGCAGAAUGAGAUUCGCAGGCAAGCAGCAACACAGAAAAGAAAGGAGCUGCUACUUUCAAUGCAGCGGCCCUUCAGUUUUGUGGAGAAGGAAGAGAAAAAGAAAGAAGCUAUCAGACAAAAAUUCCUGGCAGCAGCAACCCCAAAUGAGAGCUCCAAACAGAAGCAAGCCAGUAAAAAAGUUCCUAAAUCUACUUAUGACUCACUUCUUGGAGAUAAACUGAAAGAAGCUGAACUCUGCAGGGAAAUCCGCAUUCAAAUGAGAGCAAAGGAUUUGCUGGAGAGCUCCGUGGCUCCUAUAGACACCAGCAACUGUCGGAGGGAGCCUCAGUCCCGAACUGCCACCAGAACUAAGCAGGAAAAACUUGGCUUCUUACAGGACACAAGUUUCAGCUUCAAACCACAGAUUAAUCCAGCAAUACCAGACUUUGAAGAACUUUACUGGGCGUUUCAGAGGAAAACAGUAAGGAGACAAGAAAUCAAAGAGCCAACUCGUAAUAAGCCGUUCAAGCUGAGAACCUCCAAUCUCCAUGCCAGGCAGAGGCAGACUAAUGAAAAGAUAAAGGAUUCUCAGAAGCUUUCCAAGGUUUCAGUGCAAAAAAGUCACUCUCUGCCUGGACUUUCCUCUCUCUCUUCCAACACCCUCCCUAUGCAUAUUACAGAUGCAACUAGAAAGAGGGAAUCAGCUAUUAGAUAUGCCCAAGAUAACAAAAAGGAAGGGGACAAAGAAGGAAUUUAUUGGCUGGAGAAACAGAAAAUGAAAUGUCAAGCUAUGCAAAAGUCUGUGAACAGCCGAGCAAAAGCACUGGAUCCUCAUAAAACUCUGGAGGAAACACAAAAGGAGAAGUUAAAACAGAACAGGCAAAAUAUGCAAGACAGAACAAAAGAAUACAGAAAGGAGCUGGAAGAAAUGAAGCUGCGAGUCAAGAACAGACCAUUCCUUUUUGAACAGGUCACCAAGCGUGAUGCUCGUCAGGGAGCAGAGCGUCGCUACAGACGCACCCUGCAGCAGGUCGGCCUGAGCGAAGAAUUUGUAAAGAAAAAAGGGAAAGAUGCCACUGACUUGCUGGAAGAAGAAUCUGAUGUUCACAGGCUGCCUGAGCCUCGGGGUGAAAAGGAUGCCUGUACCAAACAGGAAGAAGUACCUCAGGAGGAACUGAGCACAAAGGAAGUGGCAGCAUAAAAGCUUGCAGAAGAAUCCAUCAAUCAGUUCUUGACUUCUUUCGCUCAAGAUUCUCCAGGUUAAUCCUCAGGAACUUAAUAGUUUAAGCUGACACCUAAGAAUUGCUGUGGGGUGAGAUGGGAGAAUUUAGUAAAGGGAAAAAAACAGCUGUUGUUUAGAGCACGUCUUGUUCAGCCCAGCAAACCCUGCAGCCUCCCUUAGUCUUCAAAAGUGUCCCUUGUGUGAGCUCUUUCCUUUAAUGGGCAACAAAACAAGUUAGAGAGGUUGAAGCACUAUCUUUGGAUAAAAGUAGAUAUGAAAGAUUGAAGAGGUGCAUCCUCUACUGUCAGCUCAUUGCAUUCAUGCCACAGAAGCACACAGGAAAGGAAAAAUGCCUUCUACUGUGCUAGAGCUUUUUUUAGACACAUGUGUGGUAGAAUGCUUUCAAACAAGGUACUUCUACAAAAACAAAUAUCAGGAUUUGACCCAUCUUGGGAGAAGACUCAAAGGGAAGUCUUUCUCUGGUGUUAAUUCUCCAUUCACCCACUACCAGCUCAGCUUCUUCCCCCUAUUAGUAAGAAGCAAUAGUCUUCCUAUAUUAAAACAUGUCCCAUGUUUCAUGAUUUGAAAGUGUUUCAACACCUUACCAAUUUAGGUCAUUAAUUUGGCCCAAAAAAACAAUCAGUUAUGAAGAAGGUUGUAAUUAAACACUUUGAAUGCAUCACUUUGAAUUAUUGUUAUCCUAAUUGUAUGAUUGCUGUGAUAUCAAAGACAGAUUUUGGAGGAAAAAAGGUUAGGUGUUGCCUGCCAGGACUUUGCACUCAGAUGCCUAGUGCACCUUGAAAGGGGUAUUUCACACUUUAGUGAUCUCCCUUUGCCUGACACUAAUAAUCAUUUCAAAAAUAACAAUCCUUACCACCUGGAAUGUUUUCUGAGAAAUUUGCACUUUGACAUUAAAGUAUUUUCAAAUAGAGAUAAUGUUUCCGUAUUGCUCAAUUUUCCUCAUCAGUCAUCUUUUCCUCACUUACUUAAAUACAAGAUAUGUCUGUUUUUGUCACCUUAAUCCUUUUUUCCUUACACUGUAACAACACAGCCUUAUCAUCAAGUCAGAAAUACAGUACCUGUCAGAGCUACCACAUUAGACAAAGAUAUAAAACUGAAAUAAUGACAUUUUUAAUCGUAACAAAGUACUAAAUCCAAGGAUUUGUGGCCCAGGGGUUUCACACUGCUGCAUUACAGACUGCACCAAACGGCAACAUCCUCUUUAAGUGACUCAAUCCUCACACAGACAACAGGCUUCAGCUCUUUGCAGGGUUCCAGAAAGGCUGUUACCAGUGUACCAGUUCCUACACAGGUGUAAUUGUGUAGGGCAGCCAGAGGCUGCUCUUUCUCUGGGUACCCCCUGGAAAAGAGCAGUGAUGUAACCACGUUGUCACCGUGCCUCACCACAUUGAAGGAGGAAGGAAAGAAGAUUACUUCCAUGCUCUAAGUCUGUGAUUUAAAGCCUCUUUGUAUGGAUAUAUUUGGAGCAGUGGGACUGAAAUUUUAAUACAUACAUUUUAAAGGGUAUUUACUAAAAUUGGUUGCUGAUUUCCAUAAUAAUAGUUAAUGGUGCUGAAAAAAGAAAUUUCCAAGUAUGUGAAGUGAAAAGGGAAACCCUAAGAAAGGAGGAACAAAAGUUUAAAUUAUUAUGCCAUAUCCUUUUAACAAAUAGUAAGGUGACAUGCAUGAAUAUAAUAACAAAUAAAUUAAAGCCUUCAUAUUGGUCCCUAAACUGAAAUUGCAGAAAUGUGAUAAAAGUAAAAGCAUCAAACUAAGUAACUGAAACUCACAUCUCUCUUGCUAAACAAAGUUUUGUUCUGAAAGGAGGAUUAUGUUUCUGUAAUCCUAAAAGAGAGCUGUAGUCUCUUAAUAUGUCUCAAAAAUUGUAUGAAAAUAAAGAGUUUCAACUAUGGUUCUGGAUUUUUGCAUUUUAUGAAAGUAUUUGGUUUUUUUCAGUUACAAGAUUUACAGCCUGUUCAGCAAACCUACAAAAAUACUGUAGAAAAGAAAACAUCUCACUGGAGUAUCUCCCAUCAAUUGCUGAGAUGGCAGCCAAACUGCAUCACUUUGAUUCCCAGGUACCUGGUGGAGCUUCUGCAGGAACCUCCAGGUUACAAUACCUGUUCCAGCAGCAGCACGACCUUUCCAUUCAGCUAGGGAGCAAUAUAAACUCUAGGCAUUCCCUUUGCAUAGAAGCUAUUACAGAUACACAGUACCUUACCAAAAUCUGCAUUCUCAGUAAUUCCAGUUGUGAAGGCUCUUUAAGUUAACAAAGUAUUCAGAACACCAUG